AUGAGAAUUGCAAGUAACUUCGCUUACAUUUCAAAGAAAAACAUCAAUUUAUUCAAAAGUGAGAGAGCUAGAAUUAUCCUAAAAAAGUAGCUAUAUGCUGAAGAUUAAGAAGAUAGAAAGAAGUGUCUGGAAAGUUAAUUGUAAAUUAUUGAAGAAUAAUCGAAAGUCUUUUUGCGGGAGACUUCAGGUGAAGAACUAGAUUCUGAUGAUCUAAAUGAGGAUUUAUAAAACAGCAAACUUUUAUAUAUCAGAAAGCCUAAUACGGCUAAUUUGAUAAAUUAAUAGCAUAUUUCAUUGAUUUCAGACGAUGGCUAGCCAUAAAUUUAAGAGAGAAAAGCUAAAUUUCACACAUAUUAAGCAAAAUAUAAUGGAUAUUUUGGUAUAAAAAGCUCUGAACUUGAGCAUCAUAACCAAAAUACUAUCAAUAGCAAUGUACUGCCAGAGGAAAGAAAAUUAGAGCCAAACUAGCAAAAAUUAAUGAAGUUAGAAUAGAUCAGGAAUUCAGAAUUAUAGCAGUACAAUUCAAAAAAACUGUUGAACCCAGUUUAAGAAGAUUAACAAACUAUAUAGCAAAAAAUAGGAAAGUUUUAUAUGUCUGUAUUCUAGAAAAAUAAAGUACCAGAUUAAAGUUGCCAAUCAGCAUUUAGUAGCUAAUAAAAGUUGACCCUUCCAAAUUUAAAAGUUAAAAAAUCAAAUUAAAAAUCAGAUAUCCCAAAGAAAUAUAAGGAAAAGGUUGAUUCUAAUAUUAUUCAUCUGAAUCUUCAAACAAUUAAAGACAUGAAAAAUUUGAAGAAUGGCAAACCAACUUAUUGUGACCAAUGCAAGGCAGCUAUAAACAGUUAUUGUGAGAUCUCAAAAGAUGUAAAUAAUUUUAGCUGGAAAUGCGCAUUUUUUAAUAAAAUUAAUGCUUCAAUAAUUGGUGAUUAAGUCUAAUAAAACAUGAUUACAACUUAUUGCAACGAUAGUCAAAGUAUAGAAGAAGUAAUUGGUAUUGCUGACUAAGAUGAAGAUAUUACUAUAAUCUUCUGCAUUGAUAUUUCUGGAAGUAUGGGUUCAUUUUGCCAUAACAUUAAUAAAACUAGACUUGAGGCAAUAAAAUCUGCUCUCAUUAAGCAAAUCUCAGAAAUGGCUCAUUAAUUCCCGAAGCGAAAAGUUGGAUUAGUAACUUUUUCAGGUGAUGUAAAGAUCUUAGGAAAUUUUCAAAGUGAUACAAUAACAAUCAAUAGAGAAGAUCUUAAUAAUCCCCAGAUAUUAAUUAAACAAGGAAUUCAAUCAUACUAAGUUUUGAUGAAUAAAUCUCUAGCAAGCAGCUAAAAAGACCUAAUAAAAGUAAUCCAAAGUAUGAAACCUACUAAACACACUGCUCUUGGUCCUGGACUUCUAUCUUCUAUUGCCUUAGCCUCAUAGGGUAAAAAAGGAUCUUAAGUCCUUCUUUGCACUGAUGGAGUCUCAACUCUUGGCCUUGGAAAUCUUACCGAUGACUACGAUGAAGCUUUGAAUUUCUAUCUAAGAGUUGCAAAAUUUGCUACAAAAAACGAUGUCACCACACAUAUUGUUACGUUUAAUUCAGAAGAAUGUGGAAUAGGAGCUCUAUUACCAGUAGUUGAGUAGACUGGCGGCACCAUAGAGAGAGUUAGUGGAGACAAUCUGAGUGAUAGUUUUAAGGAAAUCAUUUCCAGACCAAUUAUUGCAACUAAAGCUAAGAUCAGACUUCACUUAAAAGAAUGUUUUAAAUUCAAUAGAGAAGAAAAGAGAAAUUUAAGAAACGAAGAUUCAACUUACUAUAAGAUAAUGGGAAAUACAGAACUGACAUUUGAGUUUGGACUAAAACCAAUCAAUAGAUUAGCCUAACUGGAAAAUAUUAGUAUUGACAAAUUAAAAAAAGUACCUUUCUAAUUACAAAUUUAGUAUACAGGUCUUGACGGCAAAAAUUACAUCAAAAUUAUCACCAAUGCAGUUUCUAUUAGCAAUGAUAGAAAAUUAGUUGAAACUUAGGCAGAUGUUGACCUAUUGGCUUUAAAUUCUAUUCAGCAGAGUUCAAAACUAGCAAGAAAAGGUGACUAUAAGAAGGCUUAGAUACUCGCUAAGGCUUCCUACAAUUCUAUUGUAAAAACUGUCAAUUAAACACAUGAAUAUAAAAAACUAUCUCGAUAUCAGAGCUAGCUAACUCCAGUCUACAACAUAAUAAAAAAUCUAUCUAAAGUCACUCCUAAGAUGUCAGACUUAUCUUUACUAUCUAGGACUAAUGAUCAUAACUCUUAAUACCUUUACUAAGCUUCUAAACUUAAUUCAUCAAGUUACAUGUAUAAUAUUAAACCUAGAAACCUAUGA
Messenger RNA from Stylonychia lemnae, 2331 nucleotides. The record is from the annotation of a GenBank genome assembly. Lineage: Eukaryota; Ciliophora; Spirotrichea; Sporadotrichida; Oxytrichidae.